AUGGGAAAGUUGCAGACGAGUUUCCACAAUGUGCUGCUUGCAAUGUUUGCGGCCACGGGGUAUGAAUGUUCGAGGAGAUGUUAGACCACCCACGCUGACCUAAUGACAGGUCGUUCCUGUUUGGAUACGACAGCGGUGUUAUGACCGAUGUCAUUGCCUCUCCGAACUUCCUGGCCUACUUCAACACGACUAAGACAAGCUCAAUUGUUGGUGCGAUCAAUUCGACCUUCUCGGGUGGCGCAGUCUUCGGAGCACUGAUGGGUGGCUUUACCAUGGAUCGAUUUGGCAGGAAACGCACUGUCCAAACUGGAGCAGUCAUUGCAGUUGUCGGUGCUACUUUACAGUCUGCUGCCGUCAACUUGGCCAUGAUUCUCGUGGGCCGAAUCGUUGCCGGAUGGGCCGUCGGACUCAUGUCCAUGUCGAUUCCGGUCUACCAGGCGGAAUGUGCCCAUCCCCGGGUGCGAGGCCUGAUCGUCGGUUUGACCCAGCAGAUGAUCGGAGUUGGAUUUAUUGUCAGUACAUGGAUCGGAUAUGGUUGCCACCACGCGCCAGACAGCAAUUCCGUUCAAUGGCGUUUCCCGUUGGCUUUCCAGAUUGUGCCAGCGUUGCUGCUGCUCGUUGGCUUCUUCUGGCUCCCUGAAAGUCCCAGAUGGUUCGUCUUUUCACUCACAAUGUUGUCUUGCUAAAUAUUGACGACUCUGAACCAGGCUCAUUGAGAACGACCGCGACGAAGUUGGCUUGAGAAUCUUGAAGAGGCUUCAUUUUGAUGGCUCGAAUGAGGACUGGAUUCACUGGGAGUAUAAAGAGAUCCGCGCUACAAUCAGUGCUGAAAAGGCCAUCACCGUCUCGGGUUGGAGAGUCAUGUUCACAGUACCGCAAUGGCGCACCCGUCUCCUACAUGGAACGCUGGUACAGGUCUUCACGCAGCUGACAGGAAUCAGUAAGCAUAUCCAUGCUCAUACCGCGCGCGCGACAUUAUGCUGAUCCAAUCUUAAGACGUCAUCGGAUACUACCAAACGAUCAUGUACGAAGCCUUAGGAAUCACAGGCGGUCGCGCCGUCCUGGUCGCGGGCAUCUACAACUGCGUCGGUCCCAUUGCCAAUGCCAUCUUCAUCUUCUUCAUUCUGGACAAGGUAGGCAGGAAGAAGCCUCUCCUCUUCGGCGCCAUCGGCAUCACCAUUGCUCUGAUCGGCGAAGCAGCCCUGAACAGCCAAAAUCCACACGGAAACCGCGCCGGCCUCAGCAUCGGCGGCGUCUUCUUCAUCUUCCUCGUCUCCGUCCUCUUCUCCUUCUCCUUCGGGCCCAUCUCCUGGGUGUACAUGAGCGAGAUCAUGCCCAUGCAAAUCCGAGGACGAGGGAAUGCUUUCGCGACCGGAGUAGGAAAUUGGCUCGUCAGCACGUUCUUCGCGCAGGUGUCCCCGAUCGCGCUGGGGAAGCUCACGUGGGAGUAUUAUUUUGUGUUUGUGGCGUUUAAUGUCUUGGUCACGAUCCCGACGAUUGCGUUCGUUUUCAAGGAGACCAAUCGCUUGAGUCUGGAGGAGAUUGACACGCUUUUUGGGGGGAGGGCACUUGGCACGUUGCCGAAGGAGUUGGAAGAGAGGGACGUUGAGGAUGCGGUUAGACGGGAGAGUUUGGCGCGGGAGAAGGAGUUGGAGGUGAAACAGGUGGACCUUCACCAGGAGGAGGGAGGUUAA
Molecule: messenger RNA, 1694 nt
Organism: Lecanosticta acicola
Lineage: Eukaryota; Fungi; Ascomycota; Dothideomycetes; Mycosphaerellales; Mycosphaerellaceae
Source: the annotation of a GenBank genome assembly